UGAAUUGCUUAACCCCCAUAGGCCCUAAUAGCGGCAAAUAAGUUUUUUUUGGGCCUUUCUCCUCCUUUCACCCUCUAUCUUCAAUAAAGAACCAAUUUUUAUGAUAAAAGAAUCAAUUUUUACAGUAAAGAACCAAUUUUUAUUGGUUUAAGAAGAGGUGAGGGGUGAGAAGAGAAGGGUAAAGAACCAUAAAAUCUAAGUGGGGUGUUGUUUUUUUGUAAGUUCUUGUUCUGCAAAUUUCUCUCUAUAAUGGCUUGCAGUGUUGCAGACUCUGGUUUCCUGGUCUUGGCUUCCAAGAAAGGACCAGUUCAUAGCACUAGAAUUGGGCAAAUUGCUUCUUCAGGAGCAUGUUGUUUAAAGUGGGAAAGUCUACCUCAGAUAAGCUCGAAACAGAAAGGCUGCUUAAUUUACUCGAGAAAGAAAAAUGUUAUACAAGCUGUUGCCGUUCCAAUAGCACCUGCACCCUUAGACUCUGCAGAGGAAAGGAAUCGAUUAAGUGAAAAAUAUGGUUUUAGACAAAUUGGAGAACCACUACCUGAUAACGUUACAAUGAGAGAUAUUACUGAGUCACUACCAAAGAAGGUAUUUGAGAUUGACGAUGGGAAGGCAUUGAAGUCUGUUUUGAUCUCAGUAACUUCAUACACACUGGGGCUCUUCAUGAUUGCCAAAGCUCCAUGGUAUCUACUUCCCCUGGCCUGGGCUUGGACAGGAACAGCAGUUACAGGGUUUUUUGUUAUAGGACAUGAUUGCGCUCACAAAUCCUUCUCAAAGAACAAAUUAUUGGAAGAUAUUGUUGGAACACUAGCCUUUUUGCCAUUGAUAUAUCCCUAUGAGCCAUGGAGGUUCAAGCAUGAUCGGCAUCACGCAAAAACAAACAUGUUGCACGAAGACACAGCUUGGCAGCCUGUUUGGAAGGAGGAGUUCGAUUCAGUCCCUGCCCUGAGGAAGGCAAUUAUAUUAGGUUACGGCCCUAUUCGACCUUGGAUGUCUAUAGCUCACUGGUGGCUCUGUCAUUUCAAUUUGAGUAAGUUCAGACCAAAUGAAAUUGACAGAGUGAAAAUAAGUUUGGGUUGCGUCUUCGCUUUUAUGGCAAUCGGCUGGCCACUGAUAAUCUGGAAAACAGGGAUUAUUGGAUGGAUCAAGUUCUGGUUAAUGCCAUGGUUGGGUUAUCAUUUUUGGAUGAGUACUUUUACAAUGGUUCAUCAUACGGCUCCCCACAUACCCUUCAAAACUUCUGAUGAGUGGAAUGCUGCUCAGGCCCAGCUGAAUGGCACAGUUCACUGUGACUAUCCUAGUUGGAUUGAGGUUCUUUGUCAUGAUAUCAAUGUUCAUAUUCCCCACCACAUAUCCCCCAGAAUACCAAGUUAUAAUUUACGGGCAGCUCAUCAAUCUCUCCAAGAGAAUUGGGGAAAGUACCUUAACGAGGCUUCAUGGAACUGGCGUCUAAUGAAGACAAUACUGACAGUAUGUCAUGUCUAUGAUAAGGAGCGGAAUUAUGUUCCAUUUGAUGAAAUUGUCCCCGAAGAAGCCAAGCCAAUCACAUUCCUUAAAAAAGUAAUGCCUGACUACGCUUGAUUAGCGUGCACCUCAAAAGGUCAAUUUUCACUUGCUUCAUUCUUUGGGAAGAUAUCCUUUCAAUCCUAUUGGGUCCGGUCAAGGGCCCAAAUGUCAAGUUCUCACAAAUAUUGUAAGACUUGUUUUAACACAUUAAAGAGAGAAAUAUCUUCUCAAAAA
Solanum lycopersicum (tomato) is the source of this 1734-nucleotide messenger RNA. RefSeq names its product omega-6 fatty acid desaturase. Gene Ontology annotation, biological process: lipid metabolic process. NCBI's taxonomy places the organism in Eukaryota, Viridiplantae, Streptophyta, Magnoliopsida, Solanales, Solanaceae. The record is from RefSeq and is marked validated. Gene Ontology annotation, molecular function: omega-6 fatty acid desaturase activity.